AUGACAACAAAGCCUCAAAAUAAUAAACAAAGCAUGCCUGAAGGUGAGAUGGAUGUGAGUUCAUUGUUCAAGAGGACGGAAGUUGUUGGACGAGGAAAAUUCGGCGUGGUAUACAAGGGCUAUAACGUGAAGACAAGACGAGUGUACGCUAUCAAAGUGUUGAAUCUAGAUUCCGAUUCAGAUGAGGUGGAGGAUGUGCAGCGAGAGAUUCAGUUUCUAGCUUCAUUGAAGCAAAUGCCCAAUAUCACGCGAUACUAUGGUUCUUACUUGAAAGACACAAGCCUUUGGAUUCUAAUGGAAUACUGCGCCGGUGGCUCACUUCGUUCGUUAUUGAGGCCAGGCAAAAUUGAUGAAAAAUACAUUGGAGUUAUCAUGAGAGAACUGCUCGUAGCUUUGAAAUGUAUUCAUAAGGACAACGUUAUUCAUCGAGAUAUCAAGGCUGCUAACGUACUGAUCACUAACGAAGGUAGCGUUAAGUUGUGUGAUUUUGGUGUUGCUGCGCAAGUAAAUCAAACUUCUUUACGACGUCAAACCAUGGCUGGCACUCCAUAUUGGAUGGCCCCAGAAGUAAUCAUGGAAGGUGUAUAUUACGACACCAAAGUAGAUAUUUGGUCUUUGGGUAUAACGACAUAUGAGAUUGCCACGGGAAAUCCGCCAUACUGUGACGUAGAGGCUCUGAGAGCCAUGCAGCUAAUCAUCAAAUCGAAACCACCAAGACUUGAGGGCAGAUCCUAUAGCUCAUCUUUGAAGGAAUUUAUUGCCCUUUGCCUUGACGAGGAUCCAAAGGAAAGAUUGUCAGCGGACGAUCUUCUUAGAUCAAAAUUCAUCAAAACUCAUAGAGCCACUCCAACUUCCAUUCUAAAAGAGCUGAUAUCACGAUAUUUACUGUUUAGGGACAAGAACAAAAACAAGUACAGAUUAGAAGGGUGUAUACCGGAGAAUGAACCAUCGAAACACGGCGAGGCUCAAAAUCCACUGCAAACCGAUGAGGUUGAUGAGGCACAAAAGUCAGCAAAAUCAAAUGAUUAUGAAAUGAGGAUGGCAAACGAGGGGGAUGUGGAAAUGAAAUGGGAUUUUGAUUCGUUGAGUUCGUCGGACUACAUUAUCGAAAAUAACAUUAAUCUCGAUGUUCUUGCAGAGGAUACCAAUAACGAAUGGGCCGCUUCCCAACAUGAUCAAUUCAACUAUGCCUACCCUGACGAAGAUUCUUAUUACUUUGACCCCACAAAUCACAAUACGAGACCACUAGUUUAUCAAGGAACUACGAUAGGAAAGGGCUACCCUGGUACAAUAGCUCAAAAUUCCACUUUGAAUGCUCCCAUGACAAAUGCCUAUACGAAUUCAAAAUACCCUUCCAAGAUGGUAGCUGGGACUACAAAAACUUCUGGAACCCAUACUACUGGUCCGAUGACAUCAUCUAAGAAAUUAGAAACCAAAGCUCCUAAACAAUUACUUGAACUCUUUGAAGAUAAUGAAAUCAUCACUGGUGAGAAUGACGUUAAUGCGGAUGCCCCUAAAAUAAGCAAAUCAAUUUCAUCUUUGAAUGCUGGUAACAAUUCAAGAGAAGAUUUUAUACCCUCGAUCUCCAGUGAGGUUAACGGAAAUAUGAAUAACAGUAAAAUACGGCCACAUCUUCCACCUCUGUCAAGUGGAAAUAAUUAUUAUAGCCAAAGCACACCCGCAUUGCCACUUCUUCAAACAAAAUUCAACAAAACUUCAAAGGGUCCCCCAACAAGUGGGCUAACCACUGCUCCAACGUCUAUUGAAAUUGAAAUUCCAGAAGAACUGCCGAAUAGUGCCCUACCGACACCUGCUAGUGCUGAUCCAGUCUUAGCGCCAAGCACAAAGGCGAGGUCCUCUACGGUGACAGCUGGUACACCUUCGUCAUCUAUUCCAGCACAAUAUAAGCCUGUCUCAAAUGUGCCCAGACGAUUGACAGUAAGUAGUAAUUGCCCAGCUACCAUAGGAAACCAAAAAUUAACUACUGCGAUCUCCACUACGUCAAUUAGCGCCAGCACUUCAAACAACAGCAACAACAAUAACAACAAUAUCUAUGGCAACAACGCCGAUGAAGAAUCAUCCAGAGGAAGCAGCGGUAGCAAUACAGCAAAUAGCAUACAGAUGACCACAGCCAAUCCAGGUAGCGCAACGAAGUUAUCGAAUCAUAAAGCUUCUUCGCCCUCAAGGCCGCUGUUGGGAGUGGGUACUUCUCCCAAUAGAAAACCGACAAGCUCCCCCACGCAAAAUACCAACCACAAUGGCAUUCAUGCAGCUCUUGGGGCCCCUCCAACUAUGAAACCAAUGAUCAAUAGCAAGGAUAGCAAAGAUAUUCUCCUGCAACCAUUGAAUAGCAUUGCCAGUUCUUCUACCAUUAACGCUGCAGGUAGUAACGGUAACAGCUCAACGAGCUUGAAUUAUUUCUCCUACGAAAAGGAAUAUUCGAGGGUCAACGGUGACUUCAAGCGCAAUAAUCCGAAUCUUAAACUACAAAUGCCGUUGCCUACUCCUGUUAUGAGAAAUAAACUACUAGAUCCAAAUACAGCAGCCCCCCCGAAUAAUAAUGGUAUGCCAGGAAGUGCCGGCAUAUGCACGAACGAAAAUAUUAAUCAGUUUGGAUUCAACACAAGUAGUGCAUCCAACGUCCCCGUAUCAAUGACUCCAAUAAGUGAAAAGCAUAUAGAUUUUGGAAGCAAAAUCAAGAGGAGCCAAAGCAUUUCCAAUAGAAAAAACUCUUCUGCUUCGGAACAUCCAUUGAAUAUUCUUGGCUCAUCUGUUUCCGGCAACUCCUCCGGAGUCAAUAACAACAGCGUCGGAACUAACAGCAAUAAUGCUCCUGUUGUCAACGCAGGUGUUGCUGCUACUAAUUCUCUCGCUACUGCUACCGCCGCUGCAAGUUCUACCGCAGCCGCUCCAAUUUUACAACAGAGUAUUCUACCCGGAACACAGCCUAAUCAUGGUUUGGGUUCUGCAGUAGCGGUCGCAAACUCUGGAAAUUUGUUAGGUAUCACUAUGUGUCCUCCUUCAACGAGCCUACAAAUGGAAAUGUUUUUGGACUUAGAAUCAAGUUUGCCAGGAAAACAAAGGCGGAUAGAUAGGAAGCCUCAAGUUCUGAAAGAGCUAGAAAAUCUUCUACAGAUGUUCGAAGAAGGAUUGCCCUGCAUUGAACACGCUUUGAAGGAGCAACUUUUAUCAUCGCCCAUCAAGGACAAUGUGCAUCAGAACAUCUUCUAG
Molecule: messenger RNA, 3231 nt
Organism: Saccharomyces kudriavzevii IFO 1802
Lineage: Eukaryota; Fungi; Ascomycota; Saccharomycetes; Saccharomycetales; Saccharomycetaceae
Gene: KIC1
Product: putative serine/threonine protein kinase KIC1
Exons: 1
Coding region: 1-3231 (1076 amino acids)
Biological process (GO): protein phosphorylation
Molecular function (GO): ATP binding; protein serine/threonine kinase activity
Source: RefSeq, a predicted model, not a curated record